This is a messenger RNA of Callorhinchus milii (elephant shark), 1116 nucleotides long. RefSeq names its product glucose-6-phosphatase 2. Bases 1 to 1077 code for a protein of 358 amino acids. The transcript is spliced from 5 exons. Gene Ontology annotation, molecular function: glucose-6-phosphatase activity. Gene Ontology annotation, cellular component: membrane. The record is from RefSeq and is a predicted model, not a curated record. Lineage: Eukaryota; Metazoa; Chordata; Chondrichthyes; Chimaeriformes; Callorhinchidae. Gene Ontology annotation, biological process: glucose 6-phosphate metabolic process; gluconeogenesis.
AUGGAUCUCCUCUACAGCUGGGAAAUCCAUGUUAUUCAACAUCUUCAAGCAAACUACGGGGGCUAUCAGGACUUUCUAUACUUCAUGUCUGCUGUAGGAGAUCCUCGGAACAUCUUCUCAGUUUACUUCCCACUCUGGGUUCAACUGAGUCAAAACCUGGGCAUUAAGAUGAUAUGGGUUGCAGUGAUCGGUGACUGGUUCAACCUGAUAUUUAAAUGGAUUUUAUUUGGCCAUCGACCGUACUGGUGGGUCAGAGAGACACAAUUUUACUCCAAUCUGUCAGCACCACAACUGCAGCAGUUUCCCAUAACAUGUGAAACAGGACCAGGUAGUCCAUCAGGACAUGCUAUGGGCUCUUCCUGUGUAUGGUAUGUCAUGAUUACAGCUGUACUCAGCUACUCAAGACUAACAAAAGAAAAAUCACAGAAUUUAUUGUUCUUCUUCCUCAGGCUGGUCUGGUCAAUUCUUUGGCUAGUUUUCUGGAUCAUUCAGAUCAGUGUCUGUGCCUCACGAGUCUUUGUAGCUACACAUUUUCCUCAUCAAGUUGUGUUGGGAGUUAUAGGAGGAAUACUUGUAGCAGAAGUAUUUGAACACAUUCCAUCUAUACAGGCAGCAAGACUGAAGACGUACAUGCAGAUAAACCUCUUCCUGUUCAUCUUUGCACUUGGCUUUUAUCUGGUGCUAAAACUGAUCAACAUCGACCUGUUGUGGUCUGUUCGGAAAGCCAAGAAAUGGUGUGCUAAUCCAGACUGGGUUCACAUAGACACCACUCCUUUUGCUGGGCUGGUGAGGAAUCUAGGUGCCCUGUUUGGGUUGGGUCUUGCUGUGAAUUCUCAAAUGUUCCUUCAGAGCUGUAAAGGGGAGAAUGGGGGCAAGACACGUUUCAAGAUGAUGUGCGUAGCUUCCUCAUUGACAACAUUACAACUGUUUGACUUAGUUAAGAUCCCAACUCAUGUUGAACUCGUGUUUUACGUGCUCUGUUUCUGUAAAAGUGCAAUGAUUCCUCUUACUGUAGUUGCACUAAUCCCUUACUCUGUUCAUCUCUUAAUGGGGAGCACAGAAAACAAAGUCGAUUAGGACCACAAUGUAUUUUGUACACUGCAUAAAUCUACAACA